Molecule: messenger RNA, 1809 nt
Organism: Exophiala mesophila
Lineage: Eukaryota; Fungi; Ascomycota; Eurotiomycetes; Chaetothyriales; Herpotrichiellaceae
Exons: 4
Coding region: 218-1690 (490 amino acids)
Biological process (GO): chromatin remodeling
Cellular component (GO): Ino80 complex
Source: RefSeq, a predicted model, not a curated record
GUGAAAAGCUGGUUUGUGAUAUUCAUCAUUUUCGAGCUUCUAGACCCCUGUCUGACAUCCUUACCUGUUGAACUUCACACGAAAAGCCAUUUGGGACCAUUUGAAAGACUUCAACACGAUCUCCCUACAACCAAAAAUCUGAACGUGACCGGCUAGGACGCGGAGUAUAGCCCUGUCCGAAGCUAGGCAGCAGAAUCUCCAAUAGCAGCUUGGAGAAAUGACAGAUAGAAGCCGCCGCGUGCGACGGCAAAUCAGUGAUGUUACAGACGAAUUUUCCGACGACUCUGAUCUAGGAAGUGGUGAAGACUAUGAUCCUCGGAGAGCUGAUUCAAUGCGCAGAGGUGGCAGAUAUGAUUCAUCGCCCAACACCGGCACAGCCUCUUCACGACCCCGAAGGGGAGAACACUCAAAUGGUCCUGCAUCAGUCCAGCGGAAUUCCGGCGCUUAUGAUGAUCGGAGGCAAAGCCUGAAAUUGACGGUCAAAGCACCUCCAAGCAAGCUACGGGAAGUUAUGCGUGCGAACGAAGUCGAGUCACUCCAUGACGUGCUCGGUGGUGGCAAGGUUCUUGAUGGUCCAAGAAGCACUCGCCGACAGGCUCUCGCUGCCUCGGCUCCUCGUCAAGCCUCCUCUCAAGCAUCGAAACCAAGAUACGCCGAGGUGCCAAGCGACGUUGAUGAUGAUGACGACGAAGAAGAAGAUGAGGAGGACGAGGAGGACGAAGAAGAAGAUGAGGAAGACGACGAAGAAGAUGACGACGAAGACGAGGAAAUGGCUCAGAAUGAUUUCGACGAACUAGGUGCUGAACCUGAGGGUGGUACUGAUGAUGACGAAGACGUGGAAAUGGAAGAAGCACCCCCUGCCCCUCCAUCAAAGCGAGCACCCCAACCUAAAGCCCCCAAAAUCACUCUCAAGCCACCCGCUAGAUCCGACCCUUCAAGCACCAAAUCUAAACUUGUGGUAACUCCUGCAAAUGUUGGACCUGUCAAAUCUGUCGAAGAUCAGGAAAUGGAGGACGAUCCGGAUGAUGAAGAAGUGGAAGGUUCAUCGGAACUUAGCGAAGAGGACGAGGACGCUACAAACCUUAAUGGCGAAGAUGCUGAAGGCGAAGACGAGGACGCUGAGGCCGAGGAAGAAGGACUUGGAGACGGAGACGAGGUCGAAGUUGACGAUGACGACGACGACUUGGAUAGCGACAGUGAUGGCACGCCUGCCUCAGGUUCUGCCACUCCCGAUAUCAGUCGGAUGACUAAGAGGCAGAGACGCCGGGAAGAAGACGCUAAUGCGCUAUUGUCUCUCGACAUGGCUCCGCAGCAGCGCAAGUUCUUCACCGACGAAGAGAAAGCUAUGAGAAAGGAUGAACACGCUAGAAAGAGGAAGGAGCUUACGAAGCGGAAAGUCCAAGAAGAGAAGACUGCUGCUUUGAACAGACUGCUCAAACCCCAAGUCUCGAAAGCCAGAGGAGCCGCGCCCAAACCAGAAACUCUAGCUGCAGCGGCAGCGGCAGCCGCUUCGCCAUUCGAUUACGACAGUGCUGCUCCCAAUGCCAACCCCGUGUAUACCAGAUGGAUCAGCUCGAGAGAUGGCAUCAAGCUCGGAGUUCCAGAGGAAUGGCUGGGAAAGAAAGCCGGUCGCUACUUCGGCCCACCCCUGCCCCCAAGCAACGGAAGUCUGAUCCAAGAAGUUGACUGAGCAAACCCCUGUUUAGCUGCUACAAGGGUUCAUCCCCAAGAAUGAGGAGACAUGACCAGUGACGGUAUAUGUAUUUCCGUAGCAUAAUUGACAUGGAAUAGCCACUCGUGAGGUCCAAU